Molecule: messenger RNA, 1206 nt
Organism: Arachis stenosperma
Lineage: Eukaryota; Viridiplantae; Streptophyta; Magnoliopsida; Fabales; Fabaceae
Exons: 1
Coding region: 1-1206 (401 amino acids)
Source: RefSeq, a predicted model, not a curated record
AUGGACGUGAAGAAUGCAUUUCUUAAUGGAGAUUUGAAAAAGAAGGUCUAUAUGAAACCCUCUUCAGGUUAUUCUUAUCCUUCUAGCAAAGUGUGUCUCCUUCGUAAGGCACUUUAUAGUCUUAAGCAAGCUCCUCGUGAAUGGUUUGACAAGUUCAGCACCACUAUAUGCAAUCUCAGUUUCACUUGCAGUCCUCAUGAGAGUGCUCUCUUUAUUCGUAAAAGUGAAUGUGGAGUUAUUCUUUUGCUUUUGUAUGUUGAUGAUAGGAUCAUUACUGGCGAUGCUGUUGAUGGUAUCUCUAAUCUCAAAGCCCCUCUUCACCGUAUUUUUAAGAUGAAAGAUCUUGGUUCUCUUAGUUAUUUUCUUGGUCUCAAGGUCAUAUCCACAGAUGAUGGUAUCUAUCUCUCUCAAGUUAAGUAUGCUUCGGAUCUUCUUGCUCGAGCCGAUAUUACAGAUAGUCGCACUGAGUAUACUCCUCUUGAGCCUAAUGUUUGUUUUACUCCUAUGGAUGACACUGUUUUGGAUAAUCCUACUCUUUAUCGACAGUUAGUUGGAGGACUAGUCUACUUAACUGUCACCCGACCAGACAUUGCCUAUCUGGUUCAUGUUCUUAGCCAGUUCUUGUCAGCUUCUCGUACUACUCACUAUGCAGCAGCUCUUCGCGUUCUUUGCUACAUCAAAGGCAUCCUAUUUCAUGGCCUUUAUUUUUUUACCCAUUCAUCUUUAUCCCUUCAGGCGUACUCAGAUGCUGACUGGGCUGGUGAUCCCACUUAUCGUCGUUCUACUACUGGUUAUUGUUUGUUUUUUGGCGACUCUCUCAUUUCCUGGCGAGUUAAGAAGCAAAUGUUCAUUGCUCGAUCAAGCACGGAAGCUAAAUACCGUGCUUUCGCUGACACCACUAGUGAGGUUGUCUCGAUUUGUUGGCUUCUCGAAGACUUUGGUGCACCGCAGUCGUCCCCAAUUGAUGUUUUUUGUGACAACUGCAGUGCUAUUCAGAUUGCCCAUAAUGAUGUGUUUCAUGAACAUAUCAAACACAUUGAGAUUGAUUGUCACUUUGUUCGGCAAUGCAUCCUUACUACUGUUGUUCGUCUUAUCAUUGUUGAAACACUGGAUCAGACUGCUAAUAUCUUCACGAAAGCUCAUCAUCCGACUCGUUUUCGGACUCUGAUAUCCAAACUCAAGAUGGUAUUCUUAGCUCCCACUUGA